AUGGCCUGCUUCGUCGUUCUACUUGCGAUACUAUUGAGCGGCAUAUCCGGGCUGACAGAAGCUACCAAACCAUCAGCCAACCGUGGCCAGCCGAUAAUAAUAGAUACAGAUCUUUUCAGCGACGUUGACGAUGUGGGCGCCUUGACAAUUGCAAACGUCUUGCACAAUUGCGGAUUGGCGGACCUGAGAGGCGUUGUAAUUAACUCGCCAUCUCAUUAUGGAGCUUUGGGAGCAAGUGCCCUUUGCACAUAUUUCAACAACGAGGAUAUCCCAAUCGCCGCCUUUCGGCCACUUACAAAUGAUACAUUCUUUGACAGCUACUUUUAUUUAUACGGCGAGUACGUUAGCAAGCUAGCAUACAACUGGCCCAGAAAAGUCCAGGAAUCGUCUUUGACCCCUACACCAGUAGAGUUAUAUCGCACUAUCUUGAGUUCUGCCGAAAACGAGAGCAUUCACAUCAUCUCCAUUGGUGGACUUGGCAAUCUUGCCGAUCUUCUAAAGUCUGAAGCAGACCAUAUAAGUCAUCUAUCGGGCUCCCAACUCAUCUCGGCCAAAGUUGGCGAACUGGCAGUAAUGGGAGGACAGUAUCCAUCGGGCUGGGAAUAUAACUUUGGCGGUAUAAAUCCGAAAAGCACCGCAGACGUCGUUAAUCAUUGGCCAAAGAAUGUCAAAAUCACCUACUCGGGCAAUGAGCUGGGUGGCAAUGUUUUCUCUGGGCAGAACUUUGCACAGCGACUUUCUCCUGAUUCUCCAGUUCUCAGCGCCUAUCAAUGGUAUGUUGGUCGAGGUUCCACCAUUCGCCAAUCAUGGGAUCCCAUCACGACGCUGUAUGGUAUCUUGGGGCUGGAGUGGGCCUCAAAGCUGAGAAUCCGCCCAAUGCUUGCUUAUGGAAAUGAGAUUGGCUACAACAGCAUUACUGCAGCCAAUGGAUCGAAUGCGUGGGUCAACGAUACGGGCGUAACUAAUCAGCAUUGGCUGCGCCUAGCAGACGGGGUAACAAAUAGCAGUAUGGCGAGACUGCUUGAUGAAAUUAUGACUCGUGGUCCUUCCGCUGGAUGCUGUUUUCAACAUGGAAUAUCUGGGGAUUUGUGA
This is a messenger RNA of Trichoderma atroviride IMI 206040, 1092 nucleotides long. RefSeq lists its product as uncharacterized. The record is from RefSeq and is a predicted model, not a curated record. NCBI's taxonomy places the organism in Eukaryota, Fungi, Ascomycota, Sordariomycetes, Hypocreales, Hypocreaceae. Gene Ontology annotation, molecular function: hydrolase activity, hydrolyzing N-glycosyl compounds.